Molecule: messenger RNA, 1752 nt
Organism: Gilbertella persicaria
Lineage: Eukaryota; Fungi; Mucoromycota; Mucoromycetes; Mucorales; Choanephoraceae
Exons: 4
Coding region: 147-1724 (525 amino acids)
Biological process (GO): protein transport
Cellular component (GO): cytoplasm
Source: RefSeq, a predicted model, not a curated record
GCAACAAUCACUCAUCUUGUUGAGUCAUUCAUUGUGCCUCAAGAUUUGACAACAAUAAGCUUGUCCUUCCCAAUUGGACCAAUGGAGAUUCAAAAAAUGCGUCAUUUUAUUUCCAUGGAAAAAUACUCUCUUUUGUAUAGAACCAAAUGAAAACUCGGUCAAAAAACAAAAUACUGGAUAUUGCCUUAUCUGAAGAAAAGUUUUAUUUUCCAGGAGAAACAAUUCAAGGUGCUGUUCUGGUUAAGGUCAAGAGCAGUAUGAAAGUGAAUCCCAUCAUUGUCAAGUUCUCAGGUGCCAUUUACUUACAUGCAAAAGACAAGGAAGUGAUCACUUUAUUCCAGACAAGUAAAACUAUUCCUGUCAAUAAAAAGGUUUUAGAACCGAAAGACUAUAGUUUUCCUUUUGAAUUUUUGGUGCCUGAAAACUUACCUAGUGCUAUGGAUUUUGGCAAGCAGAAAAUAGCUCGAAUUGCUUAUAAGCUAACAGCUAUUUUGGAUCGACCCAUGGUACCUGAAAGUUUAUGUCCUAAAGUCGAAUAUCCAGUGCUGGUGCUAGAAUGUGUGGAUGUAACAAAAGAUAACUUUGUUAAGCCUUUGGAAAGACAGAAACAAGUGGCUUUCAACAAUGGACAAUGUCAAAUCAAAUUAACAGUGCCUAGAACAGGCUUUACUCGAGGAGAAACAGUGCCUGUCAAUGUGAUUGUGAAUACUUCCCAAAGUUUUGUCAAAAAAGAAGCAAUAUCCAUCAACUUGGUUCGAAAAGUAAAGAUAAAGACAUCAAGGAAUACGCUGGAUGAAGAACACAUUCUAAAAUCAAAUAAGCUUGAUCUCAACAUUAUUGGACCUUACAACUUUUCUCAGUCAAUAACAACGCAAUUGCUGAUACGCACAACACCUCCAACCAUUCGAUAUAAAGAUCAAACACUACGCAUUCACUAUAAAAUACGAGCACAACUCUUUUCAAACGAGAAAAAGACACCCAUUGGCGUGGUUGAAUUGCCUAUUGUAAUUGGCACUUGGCCCCGUGCCGAUGUGCCUAUUGACGACGAUGAUGACCAGGAUAUCAUUCAAAAUAUGGGGGAAAUGAUGAUUGGUGAUGAAACAGACGAUGAUGAGGAUGGUUGGAUAGAGAAUGAAUCAGAGUACAAAAAGGCUGAAUCUUUAAGAAGAUCAGGGUCAAAUAGCUCAAUGCGGUCUGCGUCUUCUUGGAUGUCUCACCGCCUCUCUUUAGGCAGCCAUCAAAUGAUACCCGAGCAUCAUAGAAACACAAUCUCAAGCUUCAAUUUACCAGAAUGUUACCUCAACAAAUCUUCGUCUACACCUGACUUACUCGCCCCAUUACAAGGCCGUACUCGCGUGAUUGAUCCUGCAGUAAGAAAUUCUUUUUACGAAACUUCAUCAGAGCAUCGCCCUUCUCAUUCAAUACAUUCAAUUCAAUCUACAUUUUCACAGCCACAACAUCGUCGUGUUGGAUCCGAUAGUCUAUCUUCACCUCCACUUCCACUUCCACUCCCACCUCCACCUCCACAAGUGCCUAAUCAUAUCCUUACAUUUAUGGCUGAUAGCAGUGUCCCACAACCGCGACGAAUUGAGCCUGAUGUAUCUGAUUCUGACUUGAGUGAUGAAGACGAUGAUGAUUUGUUUGCUAUUAUUGAAAAGAAAAAGAAGAGGCAAGAAAAGGAAUUACGACAGAAACAAAGGCAAAUGUAUACAUUGAAAGAAUAGCUUUUUAUUUUUAUUUUUAUUUUAUAAU